Pochonia chlamydosporia 170 is the source of this 561-nucleotide messenger RNA. RefSeq lists its product as hypothetical. The transcript has a single exon. Lineage: Eukaryota; Fungi; Ascomycota; Sordariomycetes; Hypocreales; Clavicipitaceae. The coding region runs from base 1 to 561 and encodes 186 amino acids. The record is from RefSeq and is a predicted model, not a curated record.
AUGCCACACCCAGCAGGAUGCACUGAUCCCCCUGAGAAGGGCAAAUUGGCUGAACGGGAGGAACAAAGCCACGCUUCAGACGAAAAACACAAGAAGAAGAUACGAAACCAGGGCGGAGAAUUGAACAUAUACGAUACUGCGGAUUAUGAGCAAGAUGACGAUUCAGAGACCAUCAGCGGAAAGAGUUCCAUGCUAGACUUACAGACUCUCACAUCAUACGCUGGAUUCGUGUAUGAUAACAUUCAGGCACUGUCUAUUGAGGGGCGGAGAACACCGCCAGAGUGUUAUGAUGAGGCGUUUACGAAUCUGUUUGAGGAUAUGGAAAUGGAUCCGGAGGUGGAGGCCGUGAGGGAGAUGAUGAGACAGGCUGAGGCUGCGGGAUUGAUUGGCGGCGAUGUUGGUGUUGGGGAAGAUGGGAGGGAGAGGUUGGAGUUUGAGGGGAAGAGUAUUUUGGAUGCUGGGGAUGAUGUGUGGGAUGGGUUGGUUGAAGGGAGUGUUCCGUUUGAGUUUGAUGCUGUGGAUGGGGAGGGAGGGAGUAAGAAGGACGAAGGAAGAAGUUGA